Messenger RNA from Trichoderma asperellum CBS 433.97, 1355 nucleotides. NCBI's taxonomy places the organism in Eukaryota, Fungi, Ascomycota, Sordariomycetes, Hypocreales, Hypocreaceae. The record is from RefSeq and is a predicted model, not a curated record.
GUGAAGCAGCUCUGACAACAUCAUCCAAGGUGCGGCCCCAAAAUCAACAACGCGAUUGCUGUUACACUGAUAACGCCCGCUUGCUGCACCGGUGCAAUUUGUGUUGAUGCAUGUGACUUGAGUCUCGCCGGCAAACGGGGACUUGUUUCUAUAUUCGCUUUUGUUAGCUUGCCUUGCAGCACCGUCGCCAACCUCGCUGCUCAUCGCCCACCCAGCCUCAAACAAUGGAGUCGCAAAACCAGUCAGCGCCAACCCACCCGUCACAUAACCGGCCGGCACCCGUAUACGAUCCCACACAAGGAGGACACUAUGGUGCCUGUGCUGCUCUUGCCUCGCAAGGCUUUGCGCCGGCUGAGCUAUACACCGGCCCCUGGGCUAAUGUUCACCAGGGACUCACAGGACAGUACAAGGAUAUUUUAACAACGUACUGGCAACAGACGAUUAGCCACCUGGAAAGCGACACUCACGAUUACAAAAUCCAUCAGCUGCCCCUUGCGCGUAUCAAGAAGGUCAUGAAGGCCGACCCAGAAGUCAAGAUGAUAUCUGCGGAAGCGCCGAUUCUAUUUGCCAAGGGCUGUGACAUAUUCAUUACGGAACUCACUAUGCGAGCAUGGAUCCAUGCAGAGGAGAACAAGCGCCGCACUCUGCAGCGCUCCGAUAUUGCCUCGGCACUUGCUAAAUCCGACAUGUUUGAUUUCUUGAUCGACAUUGUCCCUAGAGAAGAAGCUACAGCACACGCCAAAAGAACCACCACCCAGCCAUCCGCCGCGCAGCCGGUGCCCGGCGGGGGCCAAGCACCAAUGCCCGGGCAGCACCCAGGCAUGGCCCAGGCGGCCGGCCAUCCGUCUGGCCACCCAAUGGCUACUGCAGAUUACAUGGGCGCACAUGCGCUCGGCUCUGAGCAGGAUUACAGACAGACCGCCAACAUGUAUCCUGGUCAGGUUCCCCAGGGCCCUCCCGCUGCCGCUUAUGGACAGACCCAGCCACAAACGGCCAUAUAUGGUGAGAUGGAGGGCAUGUAUCCAUACUCAACAAUGCAACCGCAACAGGCACCAAUGCAGUCUGAAGAAUUUGAAUAGGUCUCGCUUUAGAUUGCAAAGGGAGUUAACAAAAGCCAGCAUGACACAGGUGUUUUGUCCUGGUCGGUUGCGACGUAACAAAAUCGCUAGCUCAAGAUACCUUUUGCCUACUCCCUCCCUGAUAAUGAGAGGAGUCUCCAGUUGGGCGAAAUAUCAGGCAUAUCUUGUGACCUGGAGACACAUCUAAAAAACAAUUUGCUUCAUUUCAUGAUGGCGAAGCGAGACAGAUUGGAAAGCGGCGCAGUUCUCGCCGAAGGUUGUGCGGUAGGAGUAAGC